AUGCUCACUCUUGAGGAGGUUGGCCGUGCUAAGAAAGCGGCCCAAAGCUCCUCUGCUGCAUUAGUUGCUCGCUCGUCCAAGGGUCCUCCUGAUGUUCCUGAUAAUUCCUCUUCUAACCACAAUUCUAAUAGUGGAAAGAAGAACCACAAUCGGAGCAAUAAUGGGGGAACAUAUCGCGGCAACAAUCGUAGUCGUGGAGGCGGCAAAGAAGCUACCAGCAGCGAUGGUAAUACAGACCAUGGUGGUCAGCUAGGAGGCGGCAACAGCCGCGGCACUGGGCAGCAGUCUACGGGGCAGAAUCCUCUGCCCUAUUCUCCAUGGACUGGCGGGCAGCAAUGUCCAUGGAUGGCAUCAUGGGGUUCUUGGGCUAUACCAUCGUGUCCAUAUCCUUCAACUUCUUGGUCCCGACCUAAUUAUGAACAACAGCAGCCACCACGAGCGGGUGUUCUUGGCCCUCGACCUCAACAGGCCUACACGACAGCCCCUACUCCUACGGACAUUGAAGCCGCCAUGCAUACUCUUGGGAUUACUCCUCCAGAUGCAAAUCGGUACAUGGACACCAGUGCCACUUCUCACAUGACAUCCACGCAAGGAUUUUCAGAAGGGGAGACUGGUAAUGAGGUGUAA
This is a messenger RNA of Solanum dulcamara, 627 nucleotides long. RefSeq lists its product as uncharacterized. The transcript is spliced from 2 exons. The coding region runs from base 1 to 627 and encodes 208 amino acids. The record is from RefSeq and is a predicted model, not a curated record. NCBI's taxonomy places the organism in Eukaryota, Viridiplantae, Streptophyta, Magnoliopsida, Solanales, Solanaceae.